Molecule: messenger RNA, 1946 nt
Organism: Achroia grisella
Lineage: Eukaryota; Metazoa; Arthropoda; Insecta; Lepidoptera; Pyralidae
Gene: ChLD3
Product: chitin deacetylase 1
Exons: 9
Coding region: 1-1464 (487 amino acids)
Biological process (GO): carbohydrate metabolic process
Cellular component (GO): extracellular region
Molecular function (GO): chitin binding; protein binding
Source: RefSeq, a predicted model, not a curated record
AUGACUCUGCCCAUAACAAACCCGGACCGCGUCGACGAUCUGGUAUGGACGAGCGAUGAAUGCGCAAAAUAUUAUCUUUGCGUGGACGGCGAUGUUUUUGAGUUCCAUUGUUCUCAAGACUUACUUUUCGAUGUCAAUCGACAACUGUGCGACAAACGACAUAAUGUGCAUAACUGUGAUCUUACAACCGAAACACGUGUACCAAAACCUCUACUGGACGGAGCGAGAUGCGCGAACGAUACGCACCUUGGUUGCGCCGAUGGUAGGUGCCAGCCGGCGGAAUACUUCUGUGAUGGAUCCAUAGACUGCGACGACGCUUCGGAUGAGGGUUGGUGUGACGUCCACUAUGAUCCAAAUGCAGCUGAACCGUGUGACACGAAGAUGUGUCAGUUGCCAGAUUGCUUUUGUACCAAGAACGGUACUGAAACGCCUGGAAAUCUUGUACCAAGUCAAACUCCUCAAAUGAUCACGUUGACUUUUGACGGCCCUGUAAACCAUGAGAACUGGGAGGCAUACGGGAAACAGCUGUUUACAAAUGAGAGACGCAACCCGAAUGGUUGUCCUAUUAAGGCUACUUUCUUCGUAUCACAUCUGUACACGAACUACAGACAUGUGCAGAAACUGUGGAACGAUGGACACGAAAUCGCAAUCAAUUCUAUCACACAUCGAGGUCCUGAAGAAUGGUGGUCCAAAAACGCAACGGUAGAAGACUGGUUCGACGAGAUGGUGGGCCAAGCGAAUAUAAUUAAUAGAUUUGGUAGAAUUCGCAUGGAAGAUUUCAGAGGUCUUCGAGUGCCAUAUCUAUCGGUGGGCUGGAACCGACAGUUCCUCAUGAUGCAGGAGUUUGGAUUCGUAUACGACGCCACUGUGGUAGCACCGCUAGCCGACCCACCCUACUGGCCAUACACACUCGAUUACAAAAUGCCACAUAAGUGCACAGGAAAUAAUCAAUACUGUCCCACGCGAAGUUAUGCCGGUCUGUGGGAAAUGGCCAUAAACCCGCUGGUGAAUGAUGGACAUAUCUGUGCCACGUUGGAAUACUGCCCAUCGACUCUAACUAGAGAGGAUGUCUACAAUGUUCUAGUGAACAACUUCAAGAGACAUUACUUGAAAAACAGAGCGCCUUUUGGUAUACAUAUUAGUUCUACGUGGCUGAAGAAUAAUAACUAUACCUUUGCUCUAAAGGCAUUUUUAGACGAACUGCUAAAAUUACCGGAUGUAUAUUUUGUUACGUACAAAGAAGUCAUUGACUGGAUAAAGCGACCUACUCCCGUACUCCAACUGAAGAAGUUUGAGCCAUGGCAAUGCAAACAGAAACAAUUUGAAGAUAGCGAAAUAGCAUGUAAUAAACCAAGGACAUGUAAAUUACCGUCGAAAGUAUUACAACAUGAUAAAUAUAUGAUAACUUGUACAGACUGUCCUAAAAGUUAUCCUUGGCUAAGAAACGAAUUUGGCUUUGAUUAAAUGAUCAGAUAGCAGCAUGAUUAGUGUUAGAUUAUAGGUGUGUUAGUUACCAUAAAUAAAUUUAAUUUUAAUAUUAGAACAAAAUUAUCAUCAGUAUUGAAUUUUAAUCAAUAAUUUCAGCUAUUCGGCAGUGUGCAAUAAUUUAUUUAGUAAACAAAAAAAAAAAUUUGUUGUUUACCAGAAUUGCUUCAAUGUAAAUAUUUUUUUAUGAUUAAUUCUAAGCCAAAAUAUAAAAUUCAUAUAUAAUGAAUUAAUUUGUUGUAUUUCAAUUUCCAAUAUUGAUAUAUUUUGUGUAUUUAAAAAUGUACUAUUUAUUAAGCAUGGAUUCAAUGGAUUGUAUAUUUUACUAAUGUAACAAGACUGCUAUCUAUAUUCUGUAGUUUUUCUUGACCUUGGAUGUCAUUAAAUUGCUACUCUCACAUCUACCAUUAUAAAUUUUAUUAUACUCCAUCUUAAAUAGAAUUGCAAGUGAAAUUUUUAAA